UGGGGAUAGUCUAAUGGAAGAAAAAUGAAAAUCAUCGUCUGCUUCGGUUUGUUAUUGAGUGGGUAGUUGACGGGUUUGUUCAUUGUUGCUCCCAAUAUGGAUCUUUACGAUUACUAGCGUCAAGUUUGUGAAUGGGUACUCAUCGACCACGUCGUCACUUUUUUUCUUCCGGUCGACCCGUGCCGAACCAAAUGUUGUCGUUUCCGUCUGGUCUCGGCAGCCUCCGUCCGCCCUUGUUUCCUUGUCAUCACUUCCUCGUCGGGUUCGUUAUUCCCGACGAUUUGGUAGCCAAUUAGCCGUCCACUGCAAUGCAGGAUAGCUCUUCUCUCGCUGCUAUUUAGUGACCCUCCAUCCACUCCUCUUGUCUUCCGCACUGACAUUAAGCCCACUCUGCAUCGACUCUCCGCUCAUCAAAUAGUGGGAAAGAGAGCGAGACAAUAAUGGACGGGGAAGGAGGAGGAGGGUUGAAGCCGAUGGACUCAGAGCAACUGAGAGAGUAUGGACACCAGAUGGUUGAUUUUAUUGCUGACUACUACAAGAAUAUUGAGAAUUACCCUGUCCUCAGCCAAGUCGAGCCUGGUUAUCUCCGGAGGCUGCUACCUGAUGCUGCACCAAAUCAACCUGAAUCAUUGCAGAAUGUCCUUGAUGAUGUUCAAUCGAAGAUACUGCCAGGGGUGACUCAUUGGCAAAGUCCAAAUUUCUAUGCUUAUUACCCUUCAAACAGUAGUGUUGCGGGAUUCUUGGGAGAAAUGCUGAGUGCUGCCAUAAACAUGGUGGGUUUCAGCUGGAUAACUUCUCCUGCUGCCACGGAGCUCGAGAUGAUAGUGCUUGAUUGGCUUGGCAAAUUGCUUAAACUACCGCAGGAAUUCCUCUCGCCAGGACAUGGUGGUGGAGUGAUACAAGGAACUGCAAGUGAAGCUGUUCUGGUUGUACUCUUGGCUGCUCGUGAUAAGACGUUGAGGAGGGUUGGGAAAAGUGCUCUUGGCAAGCUAGUUGUUUAUGGAUCUGAUCAAACACACUCUGCAUUACAGAAAGCUUGCCAGAUAGGUGGAGUUCAUCCUGAAAAUUGCCGGCUGCUGAAAACAGACUCCUCAACAAAUUAUGCUCUUCCCCCGGAAAUUGUUAGUGAAGCAAUUUCACAUGACAUUUCUAUAGGAUUGAUCCCCUUCUUCCUUUGUGGAACUGUUGGCACUACUUCAUCAGCAACUGUUGAUCCCUUGUAUUCUCUGGGCAAGAUCGCCAAGAGUAAUGACAUGUGGUUUCAUGUGGAUGCUGCAUACGCGGGAAGUGCUUGCAUAUGUCCGGAAUACCGCAAAUACCUUGACGGUGUUGAAGAAGCAGACUCUUUCAACAUGAAUGCGCACAAAUGGUUCUUAACCAACUUUGACUGCUCAACCCUUUGGGUCAAGGAUAGAAAUGCUCUCAUCCAGUCCCUCUCCACAAAUCCAGAAUUUCUGAAGAACAAGGCCUCACAAGCAAACUUGGUGGUUGAUUACAAAGACUGGCAAAUUCCUCUUGGACGUCGGUUCAGGUUUUCCUUACAUACCUUAUGGCUCCUACAAAUUUAUAAUGCUUUAUAAUGGUUGGUCAUUGAAACACGAAUACAAAGGGUUUGACACCUAACCUUAUAAGAUUUAGUUCUUACACCAACGCUUAUCAUUAGGUCAUUGAAACUAUGGAUGGUACUACGAUUAUACGGUGUGGAAAAUCUACAGCACUACCUCAGAAAUCAUAUCGAGCUGGCAAAAUACUUUGAAGAGUGUGUCGGCCAAGACUCUAGAUUUGAGGUUGUUGCCCCACGUCUAUUUGCACUAGUCUGCUUUCGCCUCCUACCUCCUGUUGGUGACAAUGAAGUUUGCAGGAGCAACAAACUGAACCAGGUCCUGCUGGAAGCUGUGAAUUCAACCGGGAAACUUUUUAUUUCCCACACUGCCUUAUCAGGGAUGUACACAUUGCGUUUUGCGGUAGGAGCACCAUUGACGGAAAGGAGACAUAUAGCUGCAGCGUGGAAAGUACUGCAAGACGAGGCCUCUACUCUACUUGGUACUCCACUUCAGGACAAUGGCAACCCCUCCUAGUAUCCACCACCUAUUUUGCAUUUGUUGGGGAUGGUUUCCAAGCAAAACCAUUACCACAAAAGCGAUAAAGCUUUUGUUGUUAUAAAUCAUGGGAAGCCUCUGAAAUCUGAUUUGUCUGGAAAUAAGUUUUUUUUUUUAAUGGGCCGUAGUGGUUGGGUUUGCUUUGUUGAAUCAUUGUAUUAGGAUUUGCUUUCGUUGUAUAACUUUGAUCUUAGCCAGAGAAAGGUAUUUCGUUGUAUGGUAAAACCUCUCUAAAUCAAUAUAGUUGGAAUGUGAAAAUUAUUAAUUUAUAGUAUAUAAAU
This is a messenger RNA of Linum tenue, 2380 nucleotides long. The record is from the annotation of a GenBank genome assembly. Lineage: Eukaryota; Viridiplantae; Streptophyta; Magnoliopsida; Malpighiales; Linaceae.